GCGAUGCUCCCAUCCGCCUCCUCCCUCCUCCGCCUCUCCCGCCGCAUCCCUCUCCACCACCUCCGCCCACUCCCUACCCCCCCGCUCCUACCCCACCUCCGCCUCCUCUCCUCCUCCUCGCCCCAGCCCACCGCCGAUGGACGGGCCACCUACAACCCCCUGCUCCCACCGGACGCCGUCUCUUCCGCCUCCGCCGCCGCCGCCUCCGACUCCGAGACCUCCACCGAUUCCGAGGCCUCCUGGGGCGUAUUCGACCCCAUCGCCGGCCGCAUCCUCACGCAACCCCUGGCGCCCCCUCCCCCGCCCACCCCCGAAGCGGCGGCGGCGGAGGGGAAACCGAGUGGCGGGAAGGGCGAGAGCCGGUGGGCGGACGUGGCCACCGCGCGGCGGGCCGGGGGCAAGGCCAGGAAGGCGGCGGCGAGGGCCACCUACGUCUGCGGCAACUGCGGGGACGGCUUCUCGCAGUGGUGGGGCACCUGCCGCAGCUGCCAGGCCGUGGGGGCCCUCACCAAGUACGUCGCGGGGGCCGACCCCGCCGACGCCGACGGGGCGCACCACGCCGCCCGCUCCUGGAUCCAGCAGAAGAGCAAGGAGAUGGUGCCCAAGAGCCUCUCCGAGGUCACCAAGGGCUUCGACCAGACGGGAUGGCGCAUACCGCUGCCUGGCACCUUCGGAAGUGAGAUUGCUCGGGUGCUUGGAGGUGGCGUUGUUCCUGGCUCCUUGGUUUUAGUUGGUGGGGAUCCAGGUGUUGGGAAAAGUUCAUUGAUGUUACAGCUUGCUUCUAUUGUAUCCGACGGUUCCGAGGACCAUGAGUCAUCUCCUGUUGUAUAUGUGUCUGGUGAGGAGAGCAUUGAGCAAAUUGCAAAUAGGGCUGACCGGAUGGGUAUCAGGUCUAGAGAUUUGUACCUAUACUCUAGUACAGAUAUUGAGGAUAUCUUGGACAAAAUCCAGCCAUUAUCUCCAAGGGCUCUUAUUGUUGAUUCAAUCCAGACAGUUUAUCUAAAAGCGUUUGCUGGAAGUGCUGGGAAUCAAGUACAGGUCAAGGAAUGCACAUCUGCCCUGUUAAGUUUCGCAAAAUUGACAAAUAUCCCUGUUUUCUUGAUUGGACACGUCACAAAAGCUGGCGAUAUUGCUGGCCCUCGUAUUCUAGAGCACAUAGUGGAUGUUGUUUUAUAUAUGGAGGGAGAGAGAUGCUUAUCUCAUCGACUGUUACGGUCAGUGAAGAAUCGUUUCGGUUCAACAGAUGAGCUUGGUGUAUUUGAAAUGUCAGAGUCUGGUCUGCAAGCUGUUCUGAAUCCUAGUGAGAUGUUCUUGACUGAGCAUGCCUCUGAUUCUGAAAUACUGGCUGGGCUUGCUGUAGCUGUUGUUUUGGAUGGAUCCAGGACCUUUGCUGUUGAAGUUCAGGCACUGUGUGUUCCUGGCUGUCGUACUCGAGGACAAGUUGUUGGCAUACCGAUAAGCAGGGCUGAUGUGAUAACAUCGGUUCUUAUGAAGCAAGCAGGUCUAAAACUUCAGGAUAGCGUUAUUUUUCUGAAUGUCGUUAGUGGCUUCGAGUUGACAGAGACCGCAGGAGAUCUGGCCAUAGCAGCUUCAAUUUGCAGCAGUUUCUUAGAAUUUGCUAUCCCAAAUGAUAUUGCAUUUAUUGGAGAGAUCGGCCUCGGUGGUGAACUUAGAACUGUGCCAAGAAUGGACAAGCGGGUAAUGGCUAUCGCGAAGUUGGGAUACAGGAAAUGUGUCGUUCCUAAGUCUUCAGAGAAGCUGCUCAAACCGCUUGAGCUCGGCAUCGAGAUCUUGCCCUGCAGAAACCUGAAGGAGUUCAUAAACACCGUGUUCAGGCCAGAAGUAUGACGUUACAUCCUGGCAGGGUGCGCUACUUACAAUUAGCUGGCUGACUGUAGGUGUUUAAUGGGUGUACGUCUGUUUGUAAGUAUGACUCGUAUACUAGUUCUGUUGAUGUGCCAAUUUAAUUUACCACAACGUUGCAA
This is a messenger RNA of Lolium rigidum, 1985 nucleotides long. RefSeq names its product DNA repair protein RadA-like. Gene Ontology annotation, molecular function: ATP-dependent DNA damage sensor activity; damaged DNA binding; ATP binding. Lineage: Eukaryota; Viridiplantae; Streptophyta; Magnoliopsida; Poales; Poaceae. The transcript has 15 exons. Bases 4 to 1848 code for a protein of 614 amino acids. The record is from RefSeq and is a predicted model, not a curated record. Gene Ontology annotation, biological process: recombinational repair.